AUGUUUGAGCCAUCAGGCUCAGCAGCAACUGAUGCACAUCUUCGAUUGGUGCAGAAUGUCGAUUGGGCCACAACAUCAAUAGGUGCUAUUGAUGACUGGCCUUCAGAACUCUUGUUAUUGUUCCAUCUAAUCAUUCUCGAUCCACAACCUAGGUUACUUAUUCUCGGACCGGAUCAAUUGCUUCUGUACAACGAACCUUACGGCGAACUCGUCGGCGAGCGGCACCCAGCAGCUAUUGGACGACCCCUACAGAUAGUUUUUCCUGAAACUUACGAUUAUGCCGCGGAAAUUCUGGAAGAAGUCUCUACCACUGGCAGGGCUUCCAUCGAGAAGAACUUUUGCAUGCCGUUGAUGAGAAAUGGUCGUCUUCUAGAAAUCUACAUGUCCUGGGUCUUUGUACCAUUUCCCAAGAAAAGCUCACUGAUGGGAGCUUCGGUCAUUCUUCGCGAUGAAACGGAGAAACGUUUGUCGGAUAGAAGGCAUAUCACAUGUCAUAACCUGGGCCUUGCCCUCAAUCUGGCCACGGACAUGUCUAUGUUAUGGGAUAAUAUACUCGGGAGCUUGUCUGAGAGAGAACAUGAUUGCCCAUUUGCUCUUCUCUACGCGCCUGAAGUUGAUGCUAGAGGUGAUGAUGAGCUGGUGUUUCAGCUAAGAGGCUCGGUUGGAGAUUUUGCGAACAAUUCAGUGGUCACACAUGUUCUCAAUCUGAACGGCACCAGCAGCGAUCCUCUCAACAAACAUCUGAGCUUAGCCUUGACUACGGAAGAUCCAGUACUGCUGACCACAGAAGACGGUAGCCUUCCGGAAUCUUGGUCAAAGGCAGCGAAAAUCCGCGGAUGGGAAGAUACUUGUACAGAAGCCGUCAUUCUUCCUUUGCAAUCCAACCGGCACCACAAAGUCAGAGCUAUGCUAGUCUUAGGAGUCUCUACACGAUCAAACUACGAUACCGCGUACAAAAGCUGGAACGAAGAGUUAAGAAGAAUAACUGGAAGCACCAUUCAUUACCUCAGGCGAAAAGAGCUUGCGGCGCUGGAGAUUGCUCGAGGAGAAAAUAAGGCCAAGACUAUUAGCCGUCAGUACAGUCAUCUCGUCAAGGUUAUGGAGCUUAGUGAUGUCGGCAUCUUCAGUUGCGACAGGAAUGGCAACUUACUUGAAGCCAAUGAGUCUUGGUAUCGGCUUUCGACUGUUCCCAAGCAGAACGAACCAGUCCCUGCGUUCUCUUGGUUGGAAUCGGUUUACGAUGAGGACAAAGAUCUAGUCAUGUCUAACUGGCAUAGCAUGCUCCAGGGAAAACCGGUCACCUACCAGAUGAGAUGGAAGCAUCCUGACCGAUCAGAAGGAAGAUGGAUCCUGGCUGUAUGUCUCCCUGUGAUGGACGAACAUGGCAAGAUCAUCAGCAUUGCUGGAUGCACAACUGAUAUUGACGCUCAGAAGCGGGUCGAGAAAGAUGCUCUGCAAGCAUUGCAAGCCCUUGAGCGAGCGAGCGCCAGUGAGCAAAGAUUUCUUCGUUUCACCGCAAGCUCUCCAGUAGCCGUGCAUAUCAUAGAGAUGCCCAGCAAAGUGAUAAGCUUUUGCAAUAGUGCUUGGUUCGAAAUGUUGGGCAUCACUCCUGUGCCUAUCAGUCAGCUAGACUCUUCGUGGACGGACGGAAUUCUGGAACAGGACUUGCCAUUGCUACAAGACACGGUCCAACGUAUUUUGGCUACACGCGAACCUCAGACGACCCAGUUCAGAUUCCGUCGCAUGUUCAUCAGUGGUGACGGACAUCGGUACCAAUCUUGGGGUUCAUCAAUGUCACACGCAGAAUUGGACGAGCAUGGAGCAGUCAAGGCAAUCAUGACGACCACGACCGAUAUCUCGCAUUUGAAAUGGGCUGAAGAAAUUCAGAAAUCAAGAGUUGAAGAAGCCCUGGAGGCCAAGCGCCAAAACGAGGUGUUCAUUGAUAUGACUUCGCAAUUACUGACUCCUAUGCAGAUUAGAAAUCCCCUCGGCGCGGUCGUACAUUGUGCAGAUGCCAUAGACGAAUCUCUGGAAGAGAUGAGAUCUACCAUGGAGAAACUACAGUUUUCUGACGAAAAAGCAGGCCAGCGUCUACGUGAGUUGGUUGAAAGCAGUGCAGAAGCUGUCCAAACCAUCACGUCGUGUUCGAGCCAUCAGAAAAGAAUCGUCGAUGAUCUUUUGACCUUGUCUAAGCUCGACAGCAACCUUUUACAGAUAAACCAAUCUCCAGUUCGUGCCGCAAGUAUCCUGGAUGACAUGCAACGCAUAUUCGAGAUCGAGGCCGGACGCGCUCAUAUUGAAUUACGGAUCCAAGCCGAUCCUUCAAUCAAAGCCAUGAGCGUCGACAAUGUCAUGCUCGACACUGGCAGAGUGCAUCAGAUUCUGAUCAACUUGAUCACUAAUGCGUUGAAGUUCACAAAAGAUCGACCGAAACGAUGCGUCACCAUAACCAUGGGCGCUUCUAAGAUGCGACCUUCCGAUGGUGCGUUGUUGUCAACCAUCGACUUUGCACUGCCACAUACUCUAAGCGAUACCGUUCGUGAGUCCGAAGCGCUAUGUACAGGUCCAGAAACGUUUUUCAUCUGGUUUACCGUGUCAGACACGGGAAGAGGUAUCAAGCCAGAGGAAAAGACCAAGCUCUUUUCGCGCUUUCAACAGGCAUCGCCACGCACCUAUGCAAAGUAUGGUGGCUCAGGGCUUGGCCUGUUCAUCAGCAGAGAACUCGCAGAACUUCAAGGUGGCGAGAUAGGCAUCGCUACCGAACUUGAUGUUGGCUCAACCUUUGCAUUCUUCGUCAAGACACGGCCGGCCGCGGCACCAGCAGAACAACGCCUCAAGGACGAACUUGCAUUCCGUCCUCGUAGUGGAUCUACUCAGACAAGCUUCAGCAACGAAUCAGCACAAAUCCAUGUCCUAGUGGCCGAGGACAAUCAAGUCAAUCAGAAAGUACUCAAACGCCAGCUCACAAAUAAAGGCUACGUGGUCUGGACAGCAGACAAUGGUCAGGAGGCCAUCGACUUCUUGCGCCAAACCCGUUAUUGGAACAGGCCUGACAAAGGACAAGGACAGGAAAAAGACCUCCACGUCAUCCUCAUGGACACCGAAAUGCCCAUCAUGGAUGGCCUUACCGCUGCGAAGAAGAUUCGCGACAUGCAAAGGUCGGGUGAAUUGAAAGGGCACGUGCCUAUUCUUAGUGUCUCAGCGAAUGCGAGACCUGAACAGACCAGUAUGGCGAUAGCGGCUGGAAUGGAUGACUCCAUCAGCAAACCAUUCAGGAUUGCGGACUUGACCCCGAAGAUCGAUCGACUUGCUGAUCUAGCUCAUGCUAGCUAG
This is a messenger RNA of Aureobasidium melanogenum CBS 110374, 3333 nucleotides long. RefSeq lists its product as uncharacterized. Gene Ontology annotation, biological process: phosphorelay signal transduction system; protein autophosphorylation. The record is from RefSeq and is a predicted model, not a curated record. NCBI's taxonomy places the organism in Eukaryota, Fungi, Ascomycota, Dothideomycetes, Dothideales, Saccotheciaceae. The coding region runs from base 1 to 3333 and encodes 1110 amino acids. The transcript is spliced from 7 exons. Gene Ontology annotation, molecular function: phosphorelay sensor kinase activity; histidine phosphotransfer kinase activity.